Molecule: messenger RNA, 1302 nt
Organism: Chenopodium quinoa (quinoa)
Lineage: Eukaryota; Viridiplantae; Streptophyta; Magnoliopsida; Caryophyllales; Amaranthaceae
Product: protein FAR1-RELATED SEQUENCE 5-like
Exons: 1
Coding region: 1-1302 (433 amino acids)
Biological process (GO): regulation of DNA-templated transcription
Source: RefSeq, a predicted model, not a curated record
AUGAAUGAAAUUCACUCAAAGCUGCCCAAUGAGGCCAUUCCAAUGAUAGGGAUGGAGUUUGCAACAGAGAAUAUAGCUUAUGAUUUCUACAACAGAUAUUCUAGAGCUAUUGGAUUCGGAAUUCGGUUAAGUAAAUUUCAUAGAGAUGACAACACUGUUACUAUUCUAGAUAGGAUCAUUUGUUGUUCUUUUGAAGGUUCAAGGGGAAAAGAUAAAAGGGCCCCUUAUGUGAAGAAACAUCGAGCUUUGACACGAGUUGGAUGCUCUGCAAUGAUAAAAUUAAGCUCCCGAAUUAAUGGACGAUUUCGUAUCAUUAAAUUUGAACCACAACACAAUCAUGUUCUGUCAACACCAUCAAAGACUCAUCUAUUUCGUUCACAUAGAAGUAUCAACUCAUCUCAAGCUAGUGAACUUGAUAUGGCAUGCUCUUCUGGCAUUGCACCAAAAGCAAGUAUGGAGUUGAUGAGUAGAAGGGCUGGUGGGAGAGAUAAUCUUGGUUUUCUGCUUGUAGAUUGUAAUAAUUAUUUGAGGAAGAAAAGAGAGAAAGAAAUGAAAGUUGGAGAUACCGGCGGGGUUUUAGAGUACUUGAAACGCAAGCAAACUGAUGAUCCAAAGUUUUUUUAUGCCAUACAAGUUGAUGUGGAUGAUCUCAUCACAAAUAUUUUUUGGCCUGAUGCAAGAAUGAUGGCUGACUAUGACUAUUUUGGUGAUGUAGUAUGUUUUGAUACUACUUACAAAAAACAUAAAGAUGGUCGUCCAUUUGCUAUGUUUGUUGGAGUUAAUCAUCAUAAACAAACCAUUAUUUUUGGGGCAGCUUUAUUGUAUGAUGAGACAACAGAAACUUUCAAUUGGCUAUUUGACACAUUUGUGAAGGCAAUGCAUGGAAAGAAGCCUAAAACUAUUCUGACCGAUCAAGAUCAAGCAAUGGCAAAUGCAUUAUCUACAAAAUGGCCGGAUACUUAUCAUCGACUAUGUGUCUGGCACAUGUACCAGAAUGCUGCAAAACAUCUUCACCAUGUAUUUGAGAAAUUUAAGGAUUUUGCUAAAGAUUUUAGUAGUUGUGUUUAUGAUUAUGAUGAUGAAGCAAAUUUUAUAGAUGCUUGGGACAAUAUGUUAGUUAAAUACGAUCUGGUUGGCAAUAGUUGGUUGGAACGGGUGUAUAAUUUGAGAGAGAAGUGGGCACUAGUUUAUGGGAGACAGACAUUCUGUGGUGAUAUGAGUACAACACAACGUAGCGAAAGUAUGAAUGCUCAAUUACGGAGGUAUAGUAGCAAUAAAAAUCACUUAUGUCAGUUUUUUUGA